ACUCGACGCUCCGCGGACAGCAGCGCACCGCGCACUCGGCUCGUCGCAAGCUCCGCAUUUCGCGCUCCGUUGGUUUUUUCUAUACCCGAGGAGAGAUCGGCAACGAGGCACUUAGCAAGCGCGACUCCUCGCAAGCUCGGCCGUAACCUAGAGACGCAGAAGAGGAGAAGAAAGGCAGAUUAGUCGCGAAAGCAAAGCAGCCGCGCUGUGCGACUCUACGCGGAAGCUCGCACGAAUCAUGACAGCCAGCCGGCCAAGUGUCACUCGCCCUUUGCCGCAGCAGCAUUGAUUCUCGGCAUCGAUCACACGGGCCUGAAGGGCGAAUGCAGCGGCGGUGUCGUGCCACCAAAAGUGCGACGAAGGACCGGCCGCCCAACGCAAGCAGUCCAACUCCUCAGCCAAACUACCUAACCUCUACCACCUGUUUUACCAUCGGAGCAACCUCGAAAGCAUUAUCAGCAAAGCCGACGUCUCGUUGGAUCUCCGCGAACGAUCCGAAAGCGAGUCACGAGUGCUGCAGGAGACACGGCUGCUCCGCGGCAGCCGCUCGACUCGACAGUUCGAAAAGUACUCCUAGCGACAGUUGGAUGAACGAGGGGGUUGCUUGGCUGGCAGCCUAUGCGCGGCCCCGUCGGUGAUGGACAAUGAGCAGCCCCACCAAGAGCUGGUCAAGUGCGUGGUCGUGGGCGACACGGCGGUCGGGAAGACCCGGCUGAUCUGCGCCCGAGCAUGCAACAAGCACGUUUCCCUGUCGCAACUGCUCACCACACACGUGCCCACUGUUUGGGCCAUUGAUCAGUACAGGAUCUACAAAGACGUGUUGGAGCGCUCCUGGGAGGUUGUCGACAAUGUGAACGUCUCGUUGCGACUAUGGGACACCUUCGGCGAUCACGAGAAAGAUCGGAGAUUCGCCUACGGCAGAUCAGACGUUGUGCUACUAUGCUUUUCCAUAACGAACCCCGUGUCGCUAAGAAACUGCAAGGCGAUGUGGUAUCCGGAGAUCCGUCGCUUUUGCCCCCACACUCCGGUACUGCUGGUAGGUUGCAAGAACGACCUGCGGUACAUGUACCGCGACGAGACCUACCUCAGCUACUUUCGCGAUCGAAGCCCCUUCGUCAGGGCGACGCGAAAGAGCGACCUGGUGAUGCCGGACCAGGCUCGAGCGGUAGCCCGAGAACUCGGCGUCUGCUACUACGAGACCAGCGUGUUCACCUACUACGGUGUCAACGAGGUCUUCGAGAACUCCAUAAGGGCAGCGCUGAUCGCUCGACGCCAGCAGAGGUUCUGGAUGACCAAUCUGAAAAGGGUUAAGAGACCCCUCCUACAGGCGCCGUUCUGUCCGCCGAAGCCGAUACCGCCGGAAGUCUGCCUGGCUCCGAGCACCUACGAGGAGAACAUCAAGUCCCUGUGGACGAGGCUCGACCACACUGACGUCACUCUCAUCGCCGGCAAUCACUCUUUCACCGCCCAUCGAUGCUUCCUCGCCGCUGCCUCGCCCGCCUUUCACAGGCUUUUCACUAUGGAACUCGUUCAGGAGUACACGCCCAGGAGCUCCAGCGAGUCCAGCAUGGUCAGUUCAUUCGGCGAGGCGACAGUCGGCGACUUUAACGAUGACACGGAGUGCCUGAUUCGCAUCGAUCAGAGUAAAACCAACAAGGUUUGGGAUCAGAUCAAGAGACGCUCGAGUUUUCAAGUACUGCCCACUCAAGAAACGCAGAGAAAGCCCAUCGGAGCCACGAGGGAACUCAAUCAUCCUGCCUUCCAAUGCAUACGCGUCGCUGUGGUUGAAAACAGCAACGGCGUUCAUCAACAAACGACCGUCGUAACACUGUCAAAGCUCAUCACGAGCCAAGCGAUGCAGCAGUGCCUGCAGUUCAUUUACACGGGAAAUCUGGACAAACGCUACCACGAUCUAAAAACAGCUCCUAUCGGGCUACUACUGGAGAUCAGACAGGCUGCCGAGUUUCUGGAACUGCCGCAACUGCUGAUGGUCCUCAACAACAUGCAGUCGCGGGAGCAGUACAUGAACAGCGACCUGAACAACCAGUUUAAGCAGAUCGUGAGACAGAGGCUGGAGACACUUUGUCUGGAACAAGGUCUUUUUGCUGACGUUGUGUUCGACCUGGACGACGGAAGCUUGUCAGCGCACAGGGCCAUUCUAACCGCGCGUUGCGACAUGAUGAAGGCCAUGUUCUCCGGUGACUUCCGCGAGAGCAGUGCCAAAAUUAUCGUCUUUCCAGGUGUGCGCGAGUACACGUUCCACAAGCUCCUCUGCUACCUGUACACGGACGAGGUACCAGCGAUAUCCUCUGCGAGGUGUCUGAACCUUUUGGAAUUGGCCAAUCGGCUCUGUCUACCGCGUCUGGUGAACCUCGUGGAGAACCGCGUGAUCGAGGACCUAGAGAGGCUAUCGCAAAACGACGGCAACGAGGCCGUGGAAAACUGUCUUCGACUGCUGGAACCGUGCAAGCUUCACAACGCGGACCAGCUGGCUGACUGGUGCAUGAACCACUUGUGCGUCAAUUAUAACAAACUCUGCAAGAUGUCGCCACGUAGUCUGCGACUUCUGCACCCGGAGAACCAGGAGUAUCUCAGCGAACAUCGCUGGCCUCCAGUUUGGUAUCUCAAGGACUACGACUACUACCAGAAGUGUUUGGCUGAGCAGGACCGCGAGAGCAAGCCCACCUUGAAGCGCAACCGCAACCAGUCGUCCAGCGGUUCAACCUCCAACUCUUCAUCCUCUGGCGGAUGUCUCUGCUUCUCGAGCUCCAACAAGUCUCGGCGCUCGACCUCGGGUGUGCUAACCACCUCGACGACGACAACGACGACCGUCGGCGAGGCCACACCCGAGCGGCCCCUGUUCGAGUCGGCCGUCAUCGACGCCGCUGCUGCCGGCGAAGCCGUAUGACAGGGGCCGAGCGGCCUGCGCCGCUCCGUCAGAUUCGUCCUCGUCCUGCCCGUGCUCCUCGUCUUUAUCGGCACGAUUUUUACCAUUUUGAUACUGCUACAGAUUUAUACUUAAGCGAGCCCUACUCCAAUAAUUUUUCUUUUCUUUACUUUUCAAGAAUCUUCCUUGCAGUUCUUUCUUUCAUUGUAUACUCUUUCAGUUUUUGUAUCGUGUGUAGCUUUAGUUUGCAAUUUUCGAUUACACGCCCUUUUUUAAAUACGCACGUUUCGUCGAGAGGCCGUUGCGGAUUAUUUUUUGCACCUGGUUUAACCGGGAGACAAAGAGUUCUGGCAUUCCAGUGUGAUGAUAACGAGAUAUGUGGUUCGAAGUUUUAGGAAGGAAUUUUAGAGAAAUGAAAGUGAUCGUCCCAUUUUUAAUCGCAAUAAAAGGAGAGUAUUAUAAACCGCGAGUCGGAGGAAAACAAUAAUUUUGAGAACGAUAAAGAUAAGUAUUUUUGUAAGGUUUUUGGAGACGCCACUAUGUAACAGACUGAUACACUCGUGUGUGUAUCGAAACGAAAGAGAAUUUCACGAGCUAAAUCGCGAGGACUGAAAAGGAGAAGCAUUAAAUAUUUUGGGGAAUUGACCGACGAUUAAUUUUUUAUAUAAUAUAUUUGUGAUCGAUUGUGUAUUUGUCUUAGCGGAGCAUAUUAAAAAAAAAAAAAGAAUUAUGAUGACAAAACCGCGUCGAGAUGGCGCGCACGUACGUACGUAAGGUUAUACCUAAACAAAAUUAUGCGCUCUUCAAUCAACUUUGUAUAACGGAAGAAAAAAAAUUACAUUACGUAUGAAUAUAAAUUAUACCAAGAAAGGCUAAAUGUUUAUUUAGGAUCGCGAGAUUACGUACCUGCCCGGUUGUAAUCGCACUCGUAGAUUAUCCUCGUUAUCGUGUCCUUUGUAAUCGAUUGGAAUACAAUGUGGGUGAAAGCAUAUCAGAUGAUUAAAAACCUAAUCCGAAAAGAUAAAGUAUAUGAAGAAGAUACAUUUACACACACCAGUGAAAUUAUUGUACACGUAACGUGAAGAAUACACACAAACACACAGAGACACACACUUUGAAUUAGCGAUUAUCCUCUGACUGUAACGAUGGAAGAAGAAAAAAAAUGGUAAAAGAAAAAAAUUUCUAGAGGUGCUAAUAGUGACUCGUAAACCGUCAAAAUCAUUACUGAUUUCUCCUUAUUCAGUCACCGGUUGACUUACGAUUCGACAAGUAUGAGUACAUGCAUUAUAUAUUUUUAUGUGUGAAGAAGCAAGCAAAGGUUCCGCAUAUUCAAUUAUAGGUUUACGACGACGUAAUGUGCAAUACAAGGAGUAUAAGAGUAUUAUAAGAAUUUUGUACGUAACUCUUAAUAAAACAUUCGUCCUUAAAAGCAAUAUA
Nasonia vitripennis (jewel wasp) is the source of this 4324-nucleotide messenger RNA. RefSeq names its product rho-related BTB domain-containing protein 1 (gene RhoBTB). The transcript has 16 exons. NCBI's taxonomy places the organism in Eukaryota, Metazoa, Arthropoda, Insecta, Hymenoptera, Pteromalidae. The record is from RefSeq and is a predicted model, not a curated record. Bases 638 to 2908 code for a protein of 756 amino acids. Gene Ontology annotation, biological process: small GTPase-mediated signal transduction. Gene Ontology annotation, molecular function: GTP binding; protein binding; GTPase activity.